GACAGUGGGGGAGAGAAAGAUAGCCACCUGCAGACCUGCUUCACCACCUGUGAAGCGACUCCCCUGCAGGUGGGGAGCCAAGGGCUCAAACCGGAUCCUUAGGCUGGUCCCUGAGCUUUGGGCCACAUGCGCUUUACAUGCUACUACGCUACUUCCUGACUCCCGUUUUACUAGAUUAUUGUGAAUGCUUUUGUUGAAGAAAAAUUAAAAGGUUGAGAGAUGUCAGUAGAAUUUGUGGGCUUUGUAGUGGUCCUAAUAGGCAGGAUAACUCACUACAUGUUUCCAUAACCUCUUCUGUUCACAUUGCACAGCUAGGGUAUUGUACCUUGUAUUCACUACAGUAUCUUCCAUCUAGGGGUCAUACUGUCCAGUGAAGAGGCUUUGCUGCUAGAUUUAAACAGAGUCUCAAGCUAUUGCUGUGAUUAAUCUUCCAUUUUCUGGCCUGGAAGACAUUCAGGGAAAGAGGAAGAGAUGGCAGAUUCUUGGGGCUCAGUGACCUUUGAAGAUGUAGCCGUGAUAUUCACUCAAGAGGAGUGGGCACUAUUGAAUCCUUCAGAGAAGAAACUCUACAGAGAUGUGAUGUGUGAAAACUUGAGGAACUUUCUUUCCAUAGAGAAAAUACAAGAACUUUCCACCAAAGAACAGCAUAACUUGCACAGGAGUCAACAAAGUAAUACAGCAGUGAAAGUCUCUGAAGGCAAAAAAAUUCAGAAUGGAAGAAAAUCUCAAGAAUGUGAAGUAUACAACAAAUUAUUCACUUAUUCUAUUUAUCUUCAAAAACAUGAAAGAAUUCACAGUGGAGAGAAACCAUAUGAAUGUAAACAGUGUAGUAAAGCAUUCAGUGAAGCUGGUCAUCUUCAUAUAUAUGAACGAACUCACCGUGGAGAGAAAAACUAUGAAUGUAAACAAUGUAGUAAAACAUUCAGGCAGUCCAGUAGUCUUAAGGUACAUGAAAGAAUUCACAGUGGAAAGAAACCCUAUGGAUGUAAACAGUGUAGUAAAACAUUCAGUUGUUCCAGUCAUCUUCGGGCACAUGAAAGAAAUCAUACUGGAGAGAAACCCUAUGAAUGUAAACAAUGUAGUAAAAUAUUCAGUUGUUCCAGUAGUCUUCGGAGACAUGAAAGAACUCACAGUGGAGAGAAACCCUAUGAAUGUAAACAAUGUUGUAAAACAAUGAGUUGUUCCAGUAGUCUUCGGACACAUGAGAGAACUCACAGUGGAGAGAAACCCUAUGAAUGUAAACAAUGUACUAAAUCAUUCAGUUGUUCCAGUAGUCUUAAGAAACAUGACAGAACUCACAGUGGAGAAAAACCCUAUGAAUGUAAACAGUGUAGUAAAACAUUCAGUUGUUCCAGUAGUCUUAAGAAACAUGAAAGAACUCACAGUGGAGAGAAACCCUAUGAAUGUAAACUAUGUGGUAAAACAUUCAGGCAACCCAGUGAUCUUCAGAUACAUGAACGAAUUCACAGUGGAGAGAAACCCUAUGAAUGUAAACUAUGUACUAAAACAUUCCGGGAAUCCAGUAGUCUUAAGAAACAUGAAAGAAUUCACACUGGAGAGAAACCCUAUGAAUGUAAAGAAUGUAGUAAAACAUUCAUUUGUUCCAGUAGUCUUCGCUCACAUGAAAGAAUUCACACUGGAGAGAAACCCUAUGAAUGUAAACAAUGUAGUAAAACAUUUCGACAAUCCUGUAAUCUACGGCAACAUGAACGAACUCACAGUGGAGAGAAACCCUAUAAAUGUAAACAGUGUCAUAAAACAUUCAGUUGUUCCAGUAGUCUUCGCUCACAUGAAAGAAUUCACAGUGGAGAGAAACCCUAUGAAUGUAACCUAUGUAGUAAGACAUUCAGGCAGUCCAGUCAUCUUCAAAAACAUGAAGGAAUUCACAGUGGAGAGAAACCCUAUGAAUGUAAACAAUGUAGUAAAACAUUCACUCAAGCUUCUCAUGUUAAUAUAUAUGAACGAACUCACAGUGGAGAGAAACCCUAUGAAUGUAAAAAACGUAGUAAAACUUUCAGGCAAUCCAGUAGUCUUAAGGUACAUGAAAGAACUCACAGUGGAGACAAACCCUAUGAAUGUAAACAAUGUAGUAAAACAUUAAGUUGUUCCAGUAGUCUUAAGAAACAUGAAAGAACUCACAGUGGAGAGAAACCCUAUGAAUGCAAACAAUGUAGUAAAACAUUCAGUUGUUCCAGUAAUCUUAAGAAACAUGAAAGAACUCACAGUGGAAAGAAACCCUAUGAAUGUAAACAAUGUAGUAAAACUUUGAGUUGUUCCAGUAGUCUUCAGAGACAUGAAAGAAUUCACAGUGGAGAGAAACCCUAUAAAUGUAAACAAUGUAAUAAAACUUUCAGUUGUUCCGGUAGUCUUAAGAAACAUGAAAGAACACAUAGUGGAGAGAAACCCUAUGAAUGCAAACAAUGUAGUAAAACAUUCAGUUGUUCCAGUAGUCUUAAGAAACAUAAAAGAAUUCACACUGGAGAGAAACCCUAUGAAUGUAAACAAUGUAGUAAAACAUUGAGUUGUUCCAGUAGUCUUCGGACACAUGAAAGAACUCACAGUGGAGAGAAACCCUAUGAAUGUACACAAUGUAGUAAAACAUUCAUUUGUUCCAGUCAUCUUCGGGCACAUGAAAGAAUUCACAGUGGAGAGAAACCCUAUGAAUGUAAAAAGUGUGGUAAAACAUUCAGUUGUUCCAGUAUACUUAAGAAACAUGAAAGAACUCACAGUGGAGAGAAACCCUAUGAAUGUAAACAAUGUAGUAAAACAUUCAGUUUUUCCAGUAGUCUUCGCUCACAUGAAAGAAUUCACACUGGAGAGAAACCCUAUGAAUGUAAAGAAUGUAGUAAAACAUUUCGACAAUCCUGUAUUCUACGGCAACAUGAACGAACUCACAGUGGAGAGAAACCCUAUAAAUGUAAACAGUGUAGUAAAACAUUCAGACAAUCCAAAACUCUUCGGACACAUGAAAGAAUUCACAGUGGAGAGAAACCCUAUGAAUGUAACCUAUGUAGUAAGACAUUCAGGCAAUCCGGAACGCUUCGGACACAUGAAAGAAUUCACAGUGGAAUCAUAGCCUCAAACCUGCUCCCAGCACCCUAUCAGCCUGUACCCUCCCGGCCAUGAUGACAUGGAAUUAAUGACUGGACGCCUUCUGCUGCUGCUGGCAAGUCUUCCUGCCCUGGAAGCCAGUGAGGCCAUUGAUGAGAGCAGUCCCUUCUACUAUGACCGGGAGACUGUAGCUGGCAGGAGUCCUCUGCUUGGUCGGCAUAGCUUUCACUCUGAGCAACAAAUGUAAAUGCAAAACUGAAAAGGAGCAGAACCCUGGUACCGGAGAGCGCAGUCCCAUUCAUUGUGCCAGGGUCUGUGAGGACCUGCUGAGCCAGAAAGAUUCCCCUUUGUGUUUGUGCCCCAGGCAAAGGCUGUACUCUCUGGGAGCCCCAGGGUCCCUCUUGAUGGAAGACAGGAAGAGCCUUGUUUGUGAAUAAAAACACUUCUCCCUACUAAAAAAAAAAAUUCACAGUGGAGAGAAACCCCAUAAAUGUAAACUAUGUAGUAAAACAUUCAGUUGUUCCAGUCAUCUUCAGACACAUAAAAGAACUCAUAGUGCAGAGAAACUUAUAAAUGUAAACUAUGAAGUAAAGUAUUCAUGGGAUGUAGUUACAUGAUAGAACUCACGAGAGAAAGAAACCUCAUGAAUGUAAACAAUGUAGUCAAACAUUUAAGCCAGUUUUCUUUGGAUACAUGAAAGAUCUCACAGUGGAGAGAAACCUAGUGAAAAUAAAGUAGAACAUCGAUUCAAGCCA
Erinaceus europaeus (western European hedgehog) is the source of this 3806-nucleotide messenger RNA. RefSeq names its product zinc finger protein 709-like. The record is from RefSeq and is a predicted model, not a curated record. The coding region runs from base 472 to 3126 and encodes 884 amino acids. Lineage: Eukaryota; Metazoa; Chordata; Mammalia; Eulipotyphla; Erinaceidae. Gene Ontology annotation, molecular function: DNA-binding transcription factor activity, RNA polymerase II-specific; RNA polymerase II cis-regulatory region sequence-specific DNA binding. The transcript is spliced from 5 exons. Gene Ontology annotation, biological process: regulation of DNA-templated transcription.